This is a messenger RNA of Brassica napus (rape), 1860 nucleotides long. RefSeq lists its product as uncharacterized. The coding region runs from base 1 to 1278 and encodes 425 amino acids. The transcript has 6 exons. Lineage: Eukaryota; Viridiplantae; Streptophyta; Magnoliopsida; Brassicales; Brassicaceae. The record is from RefSeq and is a predicted model, not a curated record.
AUGCCUGUCCGUUUCUUGACGCUGCAUUCGGUUGUAAGAUGUCUCAUGGUUGUGCUAACGGUGAUGGUAACAAAUAUAGUGGAGCCAGUGGAUGGAAAAGUCAACAUUUCUGGUCAACAAAAGCAAGCGAUUGAAUUCAGGCUUAAGCAACUCAACAAGCAAGCUCUUAAUUCCAUCGAGAGUUCAAACGGAGAGAUAAUUGAUUGCAUAUCUAUCGCGAAGCAACCAGCUUUUGAUCAUCCCAUGCUCAAAAAUCAUACGAUUCAGAUGACACCUAGUUCUUAUCCGCAUGAGGUUUUAGCUGAAGAAAACAAUGCUCCAGCACCAAGCAACGACGAAGAACAACCAGAAAAUAUAGUUCAUCCUUGGCAAUUGGUAGGAGAGUGCCCUGAAAACACUAUUCCAAUCAAAAGAAUAACAAAAGAAGAUCUUCUAAGAGUAGAUGAUAUUAAGAAUUACGGGAAAAAAUUGAAUAUCUCUCGGCCUCAUCAAUUUUAUCAACCGACGGAUACAAGUGUCGAUAAUGGCCACGAGUAUGCUAUCACAUAUGUUAAUGGUGGUCCUUACCGCGGAACGAAAGCACAGAUAAACGUAUGGAAACCGCGGGUAGAAGCAGGAGAAUCCAGUAUAUCACAGAUAUGGAUCGUUGGAGGCAAAUUUGGUCCUGGUUUGAAUACUAUAGAAGCUGGUUCGCAUGUCAACCCGACUCUAUAUGGUGAUGAUAAUCCUCGAUUUUUUAUCUAUUGGACAAGGGACAAUUACCAGAAUACAGGAUGCUACAAUCUCAUAUGCCCCGGCUUUGUUCAAAUAAACAAAAGACUCACCCCUGGUUAUUUGUUAACACCCAUCUCCACCUAUAAUGGUUCACAAUUCAAAUUUACCGUACAAAUAUGGAAGGAUCCAAAGACAGGAAACUGGUGGUUACAAUUGAAUGAGCAAGAGUUGAUAGGGUAUUGGCCAAAAGAGCUAUUCACAAAUCUUGCAGAUGAAGGGGCAAGCACGAUUGAAUGGGGAGGUGAAGUGGUGAACACAAAGAAAGACGGACAACACACAACCACUGAAAUGGGAAGUGGACACUUUCCAAGUGAAGGAUUUGGAAAAGCAAGUAGCUUUGCACUCAUCAAAAUCAUUGAUAUGAAUAAUGGUAUAAUAGAUCCGGUUGGAGUUCAAACAUUAGUGAGUCGGCCUACUUGUUACGAUAUUAAAACUGGUUAUGAUAAACUAUACGGGGUUUUUUUCUACUAUGGUGGUCCUGGUCGUAACCCUGAGUGUCUUUAGAGAUUUCAUAUCUAUGUAUACUCUAAUUUGCUAAAGUUGUAUUGUGCUCCGGAUGGUUGUGAAUGUAGACCAAGUCUACUUCAUUCUCUAGAGUUAUUUAGUUAUAUCUAAAAACUAAGUUUGCUUAUUACUUUUUGCAUGUCUUCUUCUCAAAUUUUUCAAGUUUGGUUAUCACCUUUGGUUAUGGAUGGGAAUGUGUCUGGUGGAGAAAAAGUUUAGAACUUAAUUAACAUAAAUUAGGAAAACACUGAUACUGGUAAUGGUUUCAUAGUAUAAGAUGGGAGACAAACUCGUUGCAUCAAGUCAAGAAGGAAAGGAACCAACUGUCAGAUUUUAUCAUCAAUGAAAGCGUAUGAAAUUAAUGUAUUCAUGUAUUAGAGAUUAGGCAUAUCACCAAAGUGGCUGGUGGACAAAUCUAAUUGGUUUCCAUGGUUUACUAAAGUUUAUUAGGGAAUCCUAGUUCAAUGAUGGGUUUUUAAAAGUCUAAACUAGAUUGUGUCGGGUGGUUAUUUUUAUUUUUACACACAUAAAUAUUAUUUUAUACAUGAUUAAUUCUACAUAAUUUUAAUAUAUACCAUAUUA